AGCCAGCCAACAAACCGGUCAGCAACCGCCUCAUUGGAAUGACUUCACGUAGUAUAAUGAGCUGCAUUUCUCAUUCGAGCUGUUCCCUCGUACCACCAUGAUUACCCAGCAGGAUGACGAGGAGACACCUCUUCUGCAACGACUAGAGCAACCAAAGGCCAAGACACCUCUACCCUGGGAUCAAUCUUGGAUUAUACUGCUCGUAGAGAUGCCAGAUUUUCUUUCUUCUUAGACCCUUGCGCUGUUUAUUCCUCAACUCAUUAGAGACAUCGGAGUCACUCAUGGAGACGAAUCCCAGGUUGGUCGCUAUGUCGGUAUCCUUCUCAUACCUUGACUAUCUUUCAUUGGAGUCAACUGUCCGACCACAUCGGGCGGAAGCUGUAACACUGACAGCUUUAUUAGCAAUUAUUAUUUCGAUGUUUUCAUUUGGGCUGUCAAAGUCAUUCCUUGGUCUGCUGGUAAGUCGUGUUGUCUGUGGAGCAUUUGAUCUGGGCGAUGCUGUCAUCAAGACCUUGGUGAUGGACAUUACUGACACAACCAAUAUGCCCAAGGCAUACAGUUAUAUGCCAAUUCCGUUGAUGGUUGGAACCACAGUUGGACCACUCAUUGGAGGAUCGCUCUCCCGACCAGCAGACAGAUUCCCUGGCAUCUUCGGGCAAUCAGAACUCCUGAAAACCUACCCAUAUCUCCUGCCAUGCUCUAUCUCGGCAUCUUUCAUAUUCAUAACUUGGCUAGUGGCGUAUAUCUGUCUUAAAGAGAUUGAUCCUGGGGAAGUGAAUCCUGCAGAGGUUCAACCAAAGCCGCUUUCGCUGCGUGCUUUACUAACCUCGAAAAUGUUGAGCGCAACAGCGAGUUAUGCCACCAUGGGCCUGUUUCAGAUGGGGUUUAAUUCGGUCUUACCUGUUUUCUAUGCCACACCGAUUGAACUCGGUGGUCUUUCCCUCGACCCUCCACGCAUCGGUGCUUUACUUGCGGCAUCAGGUGUCACACAUGGCAUGUUUCAGCUAUUUUUCUACGCUCAUUUACAUGAUCGCUUCAGUGCAAGAGCUAUCCACAUCACCGGCGUUAGCUCCGGCAUACCCAUGGUCAUUUUAUUUCCAGUGACCAAGGCUCUGGCUCGAGUCUAUGGAAUAGGCAUGGCGGUGUGGUUGUGUGUUGCCAUUCAGCUUAUGCUGAAAAUUAACUUGAUCAUGUGCUUCCCCUGCAUGACAUUAUUCAUCAGAGCAGCUGCUCCCAAUCGCGCCUCGAUCAGAGCAACCAAUGGAAUUGCCCAGGUGGCUGUUGCAGUAGCAAGGAUCGUUGGUCCAGUGUCUGCAGCUUUGGUCUUCUCUUAUUUAUUGCAGCAAGGGCAUGAUCCGUGGUUGAUAUACUACUUUUUGAUCGUGAUUGCAUUUCUCGCUGUAGGUACUGGUCUAUUGCUUCCCCGUGAUCCUAGUGUAUGGGAAGAUCCCCAAUGA
Molecule: messenger RNA, 1457 nt
Organism: Suillus discolor
Lineage: Eukaryota; Fungi; Basidiomycota; Agaricomycetes; Boletales; Suillaceae
Product: major facilitator superfamily domain-containing protein
Exons: 7
Coding region: 282-1457 (391 amino acids)
Biological process (GO): transmembrane transport
Molecular function (GO): transmembrane transporter activity
Source: RefSeq, a predicted model, not a curated record